AUGGAAUGGUGGAUAGAAGGCCUGCUUGGGGCUGAAGGGAACAUGGAGCUUCUCUGGGGCCAGUUGACCCAUGCCCUGGCUUGUAGACACUGUGGCAGCAACUGCCUCCAGAGCCCAGGGAAUCUGGUGACACUAUUCUUAUUCAUGAUUUGGCAGAUCCAGAGAUGGUGGCAGCUUGGGAGGUGGCGACAGUUUCAACUGUGGUACUCUGGAGACAUGAUGCAAGGCAAGAGCCUACCACUUCUGUACCGUGUGACUUUCCUUGAUCACCUGUGGAAGCAGAAGUCAGAGGAGGAAGAAGAGGAGGCAUCUCUGGAUCCACUGAAGCCAUGUUCUUUUCCCAAAGAAGCUCCCAUUGGAGGGCAAGCCACCACAGUCCCAUGUCAACAAUCCUGCAGUUCUCAGGGCCUCCACAAAGCCUCAGAGGCACCAAAGCAAGUACAUACACAGACCCCAAGCCCUUCCAGAUCCUUCCCCACAUUUCAGAUCCUGACCAACUUGCCUGUGAGGCACAAAACAGCAACAGGAAGUUAUCUACAUCAGAGAAAAAGCCAGCUCUUCUGGGGUCUCCCCUCUCUGCACAGUGAGUCGUUGGAGGCCAUCUUCCUGAGCUCAGGUGGCCCCUCUCCCCUAAAGUUGUCUAUUGGCCCUUCUGUUUUCUUCAACCAGCUUGCCUUCCUGACUAGGUCCAACCUGCUGCUUCCCCAGUACUGCUUCCCAACUCAGCCACCUACUCAUGAAAUCCAUACUAGAGAUCUGGAAGGGAUGGCCCUCGAUCCUCAGCAACUUCCUCCUCUAUCAUCCCCUUCUGUCCCAUCAUCACCACUCCAUCUUCAGUCCUUUCCCAUGGACCACAAGGGAGUCCUAUCUGGUGCUAAGGCAUAUCCACAGUGGCUUAUGCAGCAGAGUGAGGUCCCUUGGGUCUCUGAGGAUCAAGCCCUGCACCUACAGCCUAAACUCCAAAGAACCAGACCCUCCAAGCUUUCCCCACCAUCUGAGGUCUGGUGGAGUAUGCCACGGGAUCCCAGCCUCCAACAACACAUUCUAGAUUCACUCUCUGCCUCUCUGCUAUAUCCUUCUAGCCUUCUGGCAGUCCUGACAAGGUUUGAGGCCCCAUGGAGGACUAUGGGGCAAAAUGAGGCUCCCAAAGCCCCUGUGCCAGCAAUGCCAGCUCCCAGCCCAACUCCAGCCUCCCUGCCAGAACUUCAAGAAGUCGGCCCUACAGAAGAGCUGCCUGGAUCUAAGGCCCUCUGGGAAACUACAAGGCAAAGACAGUAUCCUCAGAUCUCCGAGCCUUCAAUCCUGGUCCCUUGCCAAUCUGUAGAUCCCAUGACAGAGCCUCAAGGAACUAGCCCCCUGGGAGUUCCACCUGGAUCUAAGACUCAGUGGAGAACCAUAGGACAUAGAGAGAGUCCUCAAGCCUUUGAGCCUCCAAUGCCAGCUCCCUGCCAACCCCCAGAUUCUCUGUCAGAAUUCCAGAAAGUCAUCCCUGAAGGACUUUCUGCACCUAGGGACUUCUGGGGAACCAUAAGUCAGAGAGAGAGUUCUCAGACCUCUAGGUCUCCAAUGCCAUGCCCCUGCCAUCCCCUAGAUCCUCUGCUAGAACUCCAGGGAGGCAGUUCUCUGGGUGAUCCAUCUGGAUAUAAGCUCCAGGGAAGACACAGACAAGAUUCAGGAAACGUUUGGGCCUUUAAGUCUCCAGCCUUGGACCUCAACCCAGAGCUCUAUGCAACUAGUCCUGCAUGUGUCCCACCAAGAUCUCACACUCCAUGGAAGGACAGGCAGAGCAGAGAACAUCUUUGGAUCUCUGCAGACCCAGUUUCUUCUACCAGUCUUCCCUCAUCCUCUCUGAGUCCCCAGGGAGUCUUGUCUGAGUACAAAGCCAUGUGGGAGACCAAGGGACAAAGAAAGAACCUCUGGACCUCUGAGUCCCCAGCCCCUGCCCAUAGCCCAUCUCUAGCUCCCAUUCUAGAACUCCACAGAAUCAAUCCUAGGGGAGGCCUCACUAGAUCAGAAACUGCAUGGAAAGACAUUGAGUAUUCUAGGAAUUCCUGGGCUUCUGAGCCCCCAUCUCUAGCCCUCAGCUCACCUCCAGCUCUUACAAUGGAGCCCCUCAGAGGUAGCCCCCUGGGGGUCCUGUUUGAUUCUGAGGCUACAUGUGGGGACAUAAAAAGGAGAAAGAACUCCUGGACCUCUGAGAUCCCGGCUCGCAGCUUACCUCAAGACCCACAUGGAGUCAGAUCCUUGGGAGCCCUGUCUGACUCUGAGCCUAUUGUGGAGGAUAAGGAGAAGAAAAAGAUCUGUUGUAUUCCUGUGUCCCCACUGUGGAUUCCCAGCCCACCUCCAAACUCUAUGUCAAAGUCUCCCAUAAGUGAGCCUACUGGAGACCAAUAUACCUGUAAGCCUAAAGGGGAAGCUGUGGAGCAGAGAGACAACUGCUGGGCCACUGAGCUCCCAGCCCCAACUACCAACUCAGUCUCUGCUCCUCUACCAGAUCUACAUACUGACCUUGAGUUUGUGUGGAAGAAUGUGCAACCAAGAGGUAUCCCCCAGGGGUCCAACCCUCCAGCAGUGGAUCCCCUAGAGCCAAUACCCUGGCCUUCCACCUUAGGUAAAACUCUGAAAACUGAGCCCAACCAGCUUGAUCUACCUAAGAAUGAGAUCUUCCCAGGGGCUAAAGUAGAAACUCCAUCCUUCCAGGGAGGGGCUGUCCCAGAGGUGCCCACCCACUCUGGGAUCCAGUCCUGGCACUGGAGUAGAGAGUUGGAACUCAGGCUGAAAAAACUACAGCAAAGCCCUGCUUUCAGAUCCCCUGACCCAAGUCAUUCAUCUGGCAACUCCACUGCCCUAAGCUCCACAACUUUAGGCACCUGGAGACUCUCUUCCUGUCCCCCACAGCAGAUUCAUCCCUCUAAUUUGUGCCCCCACUCUUCAAGCUGUUAUCCCCCAAAAGUUCAGAGCACAGUAACUCAACCUAUUCAGGUCUCCCAUUGUUACCACUCCCACUCCUCUUCCCAGCCUCAGCCACAAGAGUGUAGCAGGGCAGAACAAGGGUCUCAGAGAGAAGAAAGAAUGAAAGUGAAGAUGGUGGCCCAGAUCUCAUCCCAAGAGCCACGUAUUCUCAUGGAGGAUGGUGAGAACUGCCCAGGCCUGGGCGAGCCCUCAAACCCUAAGGUCCCAGCCUCAGGCAAAAGAAACAAGGCUUCAGCCCUAUCUUCAGCCAAGAAGAGAGAGAGUCCCAGGAAACCCAAAGCAGGAGACCACAGAGGAAGGGAUGUAAGACUGGAGUCAUCCACAGUUAUAGGGAAGAGCCACCCAGCCCAGGUUGGAAGAGUAAAGGAAGCCUCUUUAAGCAGACUUUCCCAAAGAUCUCAGCACAAGGACCAGAGCUCUCAACACACUGCUGCUCUCCCUCAGCAGCUUCACUCUAAGGCAGCAGGUCCCCAAAUUCAUCAAGGGGCAGGGCUGGGAGCUGGUGACAUCUUGACCCCUCAACACUCUAAGCACUGCCCCUGGGCCCAUAUGGAAAAGCAUCUCUCCUCCCCCACACCUCAGGUUCCCCUUACGAGGGGUCUCCCAAGAAUGUUAGCCAAGUUUCUAGGUACCCAUGGCCCCUGCCCACCAAAUCCAAUAAGCAAAGGAAAGGCUGGUAGCACUGGCACCCAAUACCACAAGACCUAAAGCCAAACCAGUUGUGGGGUAGGGAGACAGAGGAAAUCCUAAUAAACUAGGUGAACUAGAUAAA
Messenger RNA from Panthera uncia (snow leopard), 3745 nucleotides. It is a transcript of the gene SPATA31G1, whose product is annotated as chromosome D4 C9orf131 homolog. The coding region runs from base 1 to 3681 and encodes 1226 amino acids. The record is from RefSeq and is a predicted model, not a curated record. The transcript has 2 exons. Lineage: Eukaryota; Metazoa; Chordata; Mammalia; Carnivora; Felidae.